AUGGCAAAUUUCUGGUUUUGCUGCCUUCAACACCAGCUAGCCCAUAUCAUUAUGUGGUCCCAAAGACGUCAAACACAAUACACGUGUAGGAAAUAUUGCUUUGAUUGGAGAGAUCUUGCAAUUCAAUCCUCAACUUGUGAGGGCUACCAAUGCCCAAGGAAAUACUCCGUUGCAUUUGAUGCUCAGCGAGGCUGUUCUAUAGUCGUGAAGGUUCUACUCCAACAAGGAAACGAAAGUGGUGCAGAUGUCCUUAACAAGCUUGGAGAAACGGCUCUUUUCAAAGCUUACGAGAGCGGCGAUUUAGACACAGUGAAGAUGCUAUUCGAUGCAUAUCCAGGAGGUCUAAGCCAAAUGACAGGGAACGGAAGAACCUGCUUAUAUGUUGCAAUAGUCAAAGGAAAUAAAGAUCUGGUGAACCAUGUAUUAAAGUCGCAAGAUGCAAGAGAAUUAAUCAAGGUAAGGUACACAGAUGGCGAUACAGUCUUGCAUGUAGCUACAGGGAAAAGCUACGUGCAUAUAAUAAGGCAGUUAAUAGAGUUUGAACCCCAACUUUGUUAUUGGGUUAAUGACAACCAAGAACCACCACUUUGUAUGGCAGCGAAACUGGGGCAUCUUGAAGCAGUAAAAGAGUUGACAAAGUGCAGGCCAGAUGCUGUUGAAACACCAAAUAUUCAUGGAAUGAACGUGCUACACUUAACUGCCCAAGUUAGCCAAGUGAACCAAAAGGUGUGCUUAUCAGACAUUGUGAACCAGGGAGUUGAGAAGUCUCCAUACAUAAACAAUCAUAUUGCAGUAAGCUGCAACCAGGAAAGUGGAGGGAACAAAGCCGCUCAUAUUGCAGUAAGCUGCAACCAGGGAGUUGAAAAACCUCAAAUUGCAAUCAAUUAUUCUCCUUCAAAGAUGGAUACCAUGGAAAGUGGAGGAAAGAGAGCUGUGCAUACUGCAGUAAGCUUUAAUCAGGGGACUGAAAUGCCUCAAAUUGCAAUCAAUUAUCCUCGCCCAAAGAUAGAGGCCUUGGAAAGUGGAGACACGCCUCUGCAUAUAGCAGCAAGGAAGAAAAACUUUCGUAUGGUGGAGUCGCUACUGCAAAUACAAGGCAUAAACAAAGAUGCAGUUAACGAGGAAGGCUUGACGGCCCCGGACAUUGCAAGAGAGAACACAGAGCACCACGAAUCUCACAAGAUAAUUUCAAAGCUGGCUAAUUAUCCUCCUAAGGGAAGGCACUUCUUGUAUACCGCCUUAAAGGUAACCUCACAAAAGUACGAGAAUGCCAUUAACUUGGUGAACAAAGCAUACGAGGACAGGCGCCACACAGAAUUAGUGGUGGCAGUGUUGUUAGCCACAAUGUCAUUUACGGCAGCCUUCACCGUUCCGGGUGGUUUCCAGACGGAGGUAAGGAAUGGAGAGACACAGGAAAUGUUAGGCUCGCCGCUUCUGAUAGGAUUUGAAUCCUUUCAGGCAUUUCUCAUAUUUGAUUGUCUGGCCUUCUUUCUGUCCCUAUUUGUCGUAUUCAUCUGGCAUUUGAGUACACCUCUUAUCACGGGAGACAAGAUAAUGUUUCUCUGCAUAACCAACGUAAUUAUUUGCUUCAGCUUUGGCUUGACGGAGUUAGCUUUCAUCACUGCAGUGUAUUCCAUGCUUGUGCACAAGCUCAACAUGCUCGCUUGGUUUCUGAUUGGUUUCUUCACCAUCAUCUGCGGUUUUGGUAUUUUCCUUGUCAUCGACUGGAGUGUAAGGUUUACAGUGAAGAUGGCGAGAUUCAACCACCUGCACGGUAUAAUUCCUCUUGUUGCUGACCGUGUGGUGGAGUUUGUGUGGAUGAAGCUAGAACGUCUAGGGUAUUUUGACUGGUUGCACCGGAGAAAAAUCAAGUGGGACAGCAUCCUUUACUCUAAAUGCUAUAUGAAAUAUAAGGCUAAGCGUGAAUGUGGCUCUGCUGAAAAUGUUUAGGUGCAAUCUCCAAAUCAUUUUAUUGUAUGUCUUGGCUGUGGUGAUUAAGGUUUGAGGAAACUGCUUUUGAAAGUUCGUUAAAGUUUCUUUCUGGAGUUCUGAAGACUUGAACUUUGAAGCUUCCAGCUGCAAUCUACUGUAGUUUCUUAUUUUUAUGUAGUUUUGUUUGUAUUGAAGUCUAAUAAAUUGAAUGCUUGCUUAUUAUUGUGAAAAUAUUCUCUAU
This is a messenger RNA of Cryptomeria japonica (Japanese cedar), 2173 nucleotides long. RefSeq names its product ankyrin repeat-containing protein At5g02620-like. Gene Ontology annotation, molecular function: protein phosphatase regulator activity; protein phosphatase 1 binding. NCBI's taxonomy places the organism in Eukaryota, Viridiplantae, Streptophyta, Pinopsida, Cupressales, Cupressaceae. Gene Ontology annotation, cellular component: plasma membrane. The record is from RefSeq and is a predicted model, not a curated record. Bases 1 to 1950 code for a protein of 649 amino acids. The transcript has 4 exons.